Molecule: messenger RNA, 2857 nt
Organism: Cladophialophora immunda
Lineage: Eukaryota; Fungi; Ascomycota; Eurotiomycetes; Chaetothyriales; Herpotrichiellaceae
Exons: 2
Coding region: 390-2330 (646 amino acids)
Biological process (GO): positive regulation of gene expression
Source: RefSeq, a predicted model, not a curated record
CAGCCCCAAACAAUCCAUUGGAGGAGGCCUGCGUCAGCGUGCGCCAUCGCUCAUCAUCCCAUCCUCCCUUCCUCCCAUCAUCACCCAUCAUCCUCCCAGAACGACCCUAACAGCGCGUGGUGGGGGCUUCACGACCAUCACCCCAUGCUGAGCUGAUCCAUGCGCCCUCAAAUCUUCCUUCGCCGCAUCCAAGAUUCCUGAACUAUCCUCCGCAAUUGCUGGCUCCAGAGCUGCGCCCAUUCUCUCACCACGAUUCUACCUGACUGUUCAAGUAUAUCUAAUCGUACUCAUUCCCUCCCAGGUAUGCGCGCGAGCGUCGACUUUGGUCACAUACAAUAAUCAGCAUACGUUGACACAGACAACCCCGACAACACCCCUCCGCGUCCUCAAUGGCCGAAAGCGACCCCAACACACCCGCCCUGCGCAAAGAUGGAGUACUUUCCCAAGCAGACAAACUAGGACCUAAGCUGGUCGAUAAGUCAGAGAAGUUGGAGGGGAAAUAUCGCGGAGCCACUGGAACCGAAUCCUCCGAGAAGAAAGAGAAGAAAGGCCCUGCCGGCGGGUUCGAUGACACGCCUCUACCGAAGGCACCACCAGGAUAUACCGUCAAGAUUACAUUCCACAGGGCCGAGAAUCUACCAUUUUCCGACUUUGGCACCCUCUCCUCAGAUCCCUAUGUGCUAGCGGUGCUCCGCACAGAGUUGCCCAAAAGGCACAAACAAGAUCCCGAUCUCAAGCUGAGGACGCCCACCAUCCAUCGCAACACAGACCCAGAAUGGGAGACCGAGUGGAUUGUUGGCAAUGUCCCAGCUAGCGGGUUCCAUCUGAAGUGCAGAUUGUAUGACGAAGAUCCGUCGGAUUACGAUGAUCGACUGGGAAAUGUCCACAUUGAUGUUCCCCACGUCGACGAGAACUGGAAGGGAUUCUCACACCAAAAGUUCCAAUUGAAGAAGCGCAUGGGGAGCAAAAGAGCAUACACCUUCCGCGGAUGCGCCGCCUUGGUCUCGCGAAAAGUCAAAAUGAACGGAAGCCUCAUUGUCAGCGUGGAGAAUCUCGGCAGGACAGAUGCAGAGGACGGAGGUCGCAUAUAUACAAUCGGUCCUUUGCCCUGGAGUCGACAUUACUCGCCUUUGAUCGGGCGGAUAGCGGGAACCAAGGAUACUGAACAAGGCAAAGAUGGAAAGGAGGUUCAGAAAUAUAAUUUCCAAUCCGUGCAGAUGCAGUUGCGUGGACCUGUCCCGGCAGAUCUCUAUCAUCGAUAUGUCGAAUUCAGGCCCUUUGUGUCCGGCAUGUUUACUGCCCAUACUAUCCGUGGCCGCCUGCUCAACCGAGCUUUGCACCAUCAACACGCUCGAAUCUACAACUACGACAAAACCACCAAGUAUGGUGUCUUUCAAGAGCCCUGCCCCGAGAUGACCGAACUGUUUCUCGACAUGGUACACUAUGACGAAGGGGGUCGCAUCUUCACAUACGUCUUGACCCUGGAUGGCCAACUACGCUUCACGGAAACCGGAAAGGAAUUUGGGAUUGAUUUACUGAGCAAACACACCAUGCAUAGUGAUGUGAGCAUCUACAUCGCAUUCAGUGGCGAGUUUUUCAUCCGCAGAAUCAGACACGCAAAGGCACACAGGAACGAUGACAGCGUCCAUCCAAACGAAGACACGCACCCUCCCGCGACUCCGCCGGGUGAGGAAAGGGACAACAUCGGCACUAGCAGCAGCGGCGGCGGGAGCUCCAGCCACGGGAAUGACGCACGGCCUCUGACAAACGGCACGGCCACCUCGGAGGGCAGGGAGCCCUGGCACUACGAACUCAUCAUUGACAAUGACUCGGGCACGUAUCGACCCAACGCGGCCAAACUCCCCAUCCUUCACAGCUACCUCUCUGAAAACUUCCCCGGCCUCAAGGUUCGAACCCUCGACUGCCAGGCCGACGCGGAGCUGCAGCAGAAGCUGAAAUCGGAACAGCGGGAAAAGAAGAAGCAAUCCCGCGGCGGCAAACAGGUCAUGUACCUGCAGAAUAUGAGUUUGAGCAGUCUGAGCUCGAGCGAUGAGGAAGAUCUAGCCACUCGAGCCGCUGCGGGAGGCGACGGUCAAAUCCACGAGAGCAGAUAUAAGAGGGAGAUGCACAAGUUUAUGGACGGUGGCCGGGAUGAGCAUCAUGGUGACGACGACGUGGAGCAGAGGCUAGCGAUGCCUGUUGAACGCGAGACGCAGGAGAAAAUCAACGGCAAUUUUGAAACCCGGACAGAUGGUGCAAUUGAUGCAGAAAAGGGUAAAGAGAAGGAUGUGCCUCCGAAUGAACCGGCCGCAGCUGGAGCGGAGAAGUGAGUAAUAAGAAGCAGCAACGACACACCACCAACAACCAUAACAAGAGUUUUGUCGGGUUCCAGGGAGGGGGCAACAUGUUUCUGUGCUUGUGUUUAUUUUCUGCUUUGGAGGUUCUUUGAGUGAGCGAGCAAGCGAAGGAAUGGGUCGGGUCGGGUCUGUCUGGUCUGUCAGAGAGUAUCUCAUGGCUCGGUGUGGCUAGGAUGAACGCAGGGCAGGCCGUGUUCUUGAACCAGGACUCUGAGCUCCUGGCGUAAUCUUGUCAAACGGUUUGCUGGCUGCUGGCUACUGUUUGCGAUGCGAUGCGAUGCGAUGCUAUAUUGCGAUACCCUUUUUCCUUUCUUGCUAUCCCCCAAAAAGGAAGGUCAGCUACGUCUUUGCGCGUGGUCGUGGUGACGGUCGUGGUGGAUAUAUAUUGUUGUCGGCCACUGGGCACUUCUUCUACCUCGAUGUUUCGGAGGGGUUGGUUAAUUACUCCAUCGCCGACGGCUUUCUGAUAAUGUAAUGGCAUUCAAACCCACCUAUCGACU